AUGCCUGCGAAGAAGGUCGAACCCAAGAAACCUGAGCCGAAGAAGCCGGAGCCCAAGAAAGAGGAACCGGCCACGCCUCCUCCCAAGCCGGCCGAACCCGAGGCCAAAGCCCCCGAGGUGGAUCUGAAGAGCGUGGUGCUGGAAUUCACGCCGGAGCAAAUGGAAGAGUUCCGCGACGCCUUCACGCUCUUCGACGAAACUCCCGCGGGCGAAAUGAAGAUCAGGUACGCGCAGUGCGGUGACGUGAUGCGUGCACUGGGACACAACCCGACCAACGACGACGUCUUGAAGCUACUGGGACGUCCCAAGGCUGAGGACAUGAACUCCAAACUGCUGGAUUUUGACACUUUCCUGCCCAUGCUGCAGCACGUGGCCAAGGCUAAGGAGCAGGGGAACUUCGAGGACUUCGUGGAGGGUCUGCGUGUGUUUGAUAAGGAGGGGAACGGCACGGUGAUGGGCGCCGAGCUGAGGCACGUUCUGGCCACUCUCGGGGAGAAGAUGACGGAGGACGAGGUGGAUCGGCUCAUGGCGGGACAAGAGGACGCCAACGGACACAUCAACUACACCGAGUUUGUCAAGCACAUCAUGGCCGGAUAG
Molecule: messenger RNA, 597 nt
Organism: Knipowitschia caucasica
Lineage: Eukaryota; Metazoa; Chordata; Actinopteri; Gobiiformes; Gobiidae
Source: the annotation of a GenBank genome assembly